AUGGCGUCACGUUUCAGUACGCAUAAGGACCAUGAGGUCCCAGAUUUUUUUGCGCCAGGAGACCUGGAAGAAUUGAAAGAGCUUCCUUCAUUGAACUUGCUCUCCAGACCAUCGACGAGCUUUCCUGUAUGGUUCUUGCCCAAUAUCUUAGCCAUGCAGAGGACAAUGUGUCGGAGGCGUCGUGGGCUGAUGCUCAUGAUCCUCGGCCCGUUGUUCCUACACAGUGACAAGCGCAGACAGGUAUCUGAAAUCCUCGACGACCUGAGGGAGGACAACCUCCAGUCAGACCUCCCUAGACUCGUUGAGAUAGUGACCGGGCAAAGAGACCGGUCAUCUGCCAUUCACAUGCUGUACUUCUGCAUGGCCUGCUGUCGGAAGUUGCCUGGAGUGUGUUUCGCUCAAAUCAGCAUCAAGGGCCGAGCCAACAAGCCGCCAUACACCUGCACAAGCUGUCGUGUCAAAGACCUCGAGCGAGAGUUGCAGCGCGGCUAUGUUUCGCCAAAUACCAUGCAACGAUAUGAGGGGAUCAUGCGGGAUGCGUUGCUUACCAGAAAGCAUUGGUGUCUCUGGCUGCUUUGUCAAAAACCUCUGCAUACCUUUGCAGCUACUUUUGGAGAGACUAGGCCUAGGUCUCACUUUUGGAGCCUCCAAGCCGGCACACCUAUCUAUGGCGCCUCGUCGAGGACAGUGGCAGAUAGCACUGUCCAAUGCAGCAAAAACCCGGGCACAAUAUGGGAGUCUCUUCCUUCCGUUUCCCUCUGCCGUCAUCCGUCCUCGGUCUUCUGUUCCGAAUCUAUGCAGUCCAUCGUCCGUAGCAUUUACUGA
This is a messenger RNA of Paecilomyces variotii, 825 nucleotides long. RefSeq lists its product as hypothetical. The record is from RefSeq and is a predicted model, not a curated record. NCBI's taxonomy places the organism in Eukaryota, Fungi, Ascomycota, Eurotiomycetes, Eurotiales, Thermoascaceae. Bases 1 to 825 code for a protein of 274 amino acids. The transcript has a single exon.